This is a messenger RNA of Cucurbita pepo subsp. pepo (vegetable marrow), 818 nucleotides long. RefSeq names its product ubiquitin-conjugating enzyme E2 2. The record is from RefSeq and is a predicted model, not a curated record. NCBI's taxonomy places the organism in Eukaryota, Viridiplantae, Streptophyta, Magnoliopsida, Cucurbitales, Cucurbitaceae.
CCAAUUCAUUGAUAAGCAGAAUUUGGGAUUUCUAUUUCGCUCCUUCUUCCUCCUAUCGUGUUACGGUCGCCGGUGAAAAUCUCUUGUCGACUACUCCCAAAACUCCGGAUUUUUCUUUCAUUUCGUUUCUGGACCCAUCGAGAUCGCCUGAACUUCUCGCCGCGCUAGGUUAAGGCCGGUGAGGAUGUCUACUUCUGCAAGGAAGAGACUUAUGAGAGACUUCAAGAGGUUGCAGCAAGAUCCGCCUGCGGGCAUCAGUGGUGCUCCUCAAGACAAUAAUAUCAUGCUAUGGAAUGCCGUUAUAUUUGGGCCUGAUGAUACACCUUGGGAUGGAGGUACAUUUAAGCUGACUCUUCAGUUCACGGAGGAUUAUCCAAAUAAGCCACCGACAGUCCGCUUUGUGUCAAGAAUGUUCCACCCUAAUAUUUAUGCUGAUGGAAGCAUUUGUUUGGACAUUCUGCAAAAUCAGUGGAGCCCAAUCUAUGAUGUAGCUGCUAUACUCACCUCUAUUCAGUCGUUGCUGUGCGACCCGAAUCCAAACUCUCCUGCUAAUUCUGAAGCUGCUAGGAUGUUUAGUGAGAACAAGCGUGAGUACAACAGGAGAGUACGUGAGAUUGUGGAACAGAGUUGGACUGCUGAUUAGCCACAGAAAUGGUUGUAGGCGAACAAAAAAAGAUAGUCGAGUGGCUUGUUUGCAUGAUAUUGUGCCUGGGAAGAAAACCAAUUUGCUGUGUAAUUUGCUUAUUAUGUGAUAUGCUUGCUUGGUCUAUAAAGAUGAACUACUUUGGUCUAUUUCAAUUUGACUAUCUGGUCUAGUA